Maylandia zebra (zebra mbuna) is the source of this 1921-nucleotide messenger RNA. RefSeq names its product transgelin 3b (gene tagln3b). Gene Ontology annotation, molecular function: actin filament binding. Gene Ontology annotation, biological process: actin filament organization. Gene Ontology annotation, cellular component: actin cytoskeleton. The record is from RefSeq and is a predicted model, not a curated record. Lineage: Eukaryota; Metazoa; Chordata; Actinopteri; Cichliformes; Cichlidae.
AAGAUUUGAUUUGACACCAUCAUGUGCCUCUGCUUUGACGAGGAUCCGUUCAAUGCCGAAUGAGCUGAGCGUGCACUACAGUGACCACUAUCCUGGAGCGCAGUCACGUCGCAGUCUGUGCUGAGAGUGACUCUGGGGACACCUCCCGGGGGAGCUGCCAUAUAAAGCCAGUGGCUCGCUCCUCCCGGACAAAGUGAGGUCCAGCCUCGUGCCAUCAGCACGGAUGCUUCAGCACUUCAGCAUCCUCAGCCUCAGCUCAGCUUUAGCUCAGCGGAAUUAACGCAUCGGAUACGGGACGAAUCUGACCUUUCUCCCUGCUGUCCUCAGUAGCAAAUUGCACACUGCAUAGAAAAUAUAUACUAGAUUCCUGGGAGACCCACAAUGGCAAACAGAGGGCCCAGUUACGGACUGAGUCGAGAGGUGCAGGAGAAGAUUGAGCAGAAGUAUGAUCCUGACCUGGAGCAAAGGUUGGUCGAUUGGAUAAUUGCACAGUGCGGAGGAAACCUGGAGAAACCACAGCCGGGAAAGCAGAACUUCCAGAAAUGGCUGAUGGAUGGAACAAUUCUCUGUAGACUCAUCAACAGCCUUUAUCCGAGGGGGAAGGAACCCAUCAAAAAGAUCCCAGAGUCUCAGAUGGCCUUUAAACAAAUGGAGAAGAUCUCCCAGUUCCUGCAAGCCGCAGAAGCUUAUGGAGUCACAACCACUGACGUCUUUCAAACUGUAGAUCUCUGGGAGGGAAAAGACAUGGCAGCAGUCCAAAGGACCCUAAUGGCUCUGGGGAGUUUGGCUGUCACCAAAGAUGACGGUCAAUACAGAGGCGAUAGAGACUGGUUCCACAGGAAAGCCCAGGGGUACCGAAGAGAAUUCACCGACGAGCAGCUACGCCAAGGACAGAGUUUAAUUGGCCUCCAAAUGGGCAGCAACCGUGGGGCUUCCCAGUCUGGUAUGACAGGCUAUGGCAUGCACCGUCAGAUCAUGUAGACCCAUUACUACCCUUGCUGUUCUGCUUCCAGACCUUACUCUCUCCUAACACCACAAAUAUUGUAGCCCCAAAAACCUUCCUAAGCUUCGUAGCACCUGCCACGUUAACCUCAGUUUCCCUGAAAGUGCUGCUUUUUCCAGAUAGUGUUUUAUUCACACUUUGAAAAAAAUGAUGUCAGAUGCUGUAGCUCUCCUUCUUUGGACUCUCCUUCCCUUCCUCUCUCCCAGGAUGUCACGUGCUGUUUCCUAACUAUCACUCUUAACUCCAUUUGGUUACUUUUCAGGUCCAGAUGUUUACUUUACAUGGAACUCAGUGUUUCAGCAUCGGUUUAGUCUUGCAAAGUGUUUAAAUAAAAUCUCUAUACAAUGCAAGUCAUCAGAGUUGUACAUAUAUUUACGGAAGUACUGUAAGCCACUGUUAGAGCAUGCCGUAUGCUAUGCAUUUUUAAUUAUCGACACAUUACAUUUCUUUGCUUGUUUUAGGAUGGCUACUGUUACCCUGUAAUUAUUUAGCCUUAAACCUAAUGGAACUUAAUGACUGACGAUGUCUCUGCUAUCUUGUCUGAAGACUUGUUGCAGUAUCCUCUGUAACCAAAUCAACCUCACGUGGUGCCUGGUUAUGGGACUACAAAGACUGGGUCCUGAUAUACUGGCCUCAAAUUAUAAAUGAGAGUCAUUCAUUCUGAGCCAUGCCCUUGUUAUUUGUUUGUUAGAUUACAUAUUGUACUGUGUCUCUUUUGUGCGCAACAAGCAAGUAAAUGUGCAGUAGCCAACAUGUACAACAGUGGACUUUUCAUCUCUGAUGCCAGUUGAUUACACUGCUUGAAUGUGCCCUUUUAUGUGUAUUAUAUUUUUAAAAUAUAUUUAUAUCUGGAAGCCUGUAAGAAGAAUUAUUUAAAAAAAAUAAAAUAAAAUAAAAUAAAGUACACUAUGAUAAGAG